Messenger RNA from Linepithema humile (Argentine ant), 491 nucleotides. RefSeq names its product coiled-coil-helix-coiled-coil-helix domain-containing protein 7. Gene Ontology annotation, biological process: mitochondrial respiratory chain complex assembly. The record is from RefSeq and is a predicted model, not a curated record. Lineage: Eukaryota; Metazoa; Arthropoda; Insecta; Hymenoptera; Formicidae. Gene Ontology annotation, cellular component: mitochondrion.
UCCAAACUUUCAGCUUGGGAAGAAUGAGGUUAUGUUUUUGUUUCAAUGUCAGCGGUUAUGUCGGCGAGAUGAGUGUUCAAGGAAAUAACGUUACAAAUAAAGGAGUAGAUCCUGCGAAAAGAUUACGACGUGACCAGGAAGAAAAUAAUCCUUGUCACAAGGAGCAUCUCUUAUCUUUAAAAUGCCUCGAUUCCAACCAGGAGACACGUAGUGCGUGUGAAGUAUACUUUGUCAACUAUAGAAACUGUAAAGAUUUUUGGGCUACUGUACAGUCUGAGCGCAAAUUAAAAGGUAUCAAGCCAUAUAUGCCGCCUCCGAAGGAGCGUGCAAAGAUAAAAGCUGAUUUCCUUAACUCUAGGUAACAAUCGAUGUACACAGAUCGUACUUUGUAAAAAUAUUUUUUAUUCGACGAUGUAAAUUUUUCAAUGCUCGCAAUGUUACAUCAUAAUACGUUAUGUAUAUAGUCCAAUAAAGUUCAAGCUUGAAAUAUA